AAAUUGUCCAAUUUAAAACAACCUGUCUGGAUCCUUCUUUAAUUCUGUUUCCAAAAAUAAGAACUGUAUUGAACUCAGCGGGAGAUGCAAAAUGUACUUAUGUUAGUCAGGGUGUCUGAUCGUCAUAUGAAUGUAUGAGACGUUUCAAAUGAGCCUCAUCCAUUUUUCUUUAAAACGUCCCAGCCAAACCGGACUUCAUAUUUAGAAUAUUAAUGGUCAAAAAUAAUUCUUUAGUAAUUGUACACUCCCUGCCCCCCCCCCUCCGAAACCACCAAAGGAUUUUUUUCAGGCAUCUGAUUUUGAAGUAAAGUAUUCCCUUUGCGUCUCCCAUGACUGCCGUGACUCGCUCCGCCUCGUACCGAGCCGUCAUUCUCAGCCGUCUGUGAUGAAACUCACUUCAGCUGGGCUGGACGGGCACCUGCGCCAAGCUGUCCUUGGGAUGAUAUUUAUUUCUCUAGUCUUUUCUUCAUCUGAAGAUUUCCAGCAGAUUGUUUGAAAGGGUAGGAUCACAGCUAUGAUGACCUUUGUAGAUUGAUAUUUUUGCUGAAGUUGACAUCAGCAUCUUCCGACAAGGGAGUUAAGGGAUCAUUUGAGCAACUGCUGACUUUUUUUUUCAGUCGAACUUGAAAAUCUGUGAAGUACCUCUUAGCUGCAUACUUGUAAUCAUAAACUGGGAACGCAAGAAUAAAUCCUUGAACAAUACACACACCAGCACAAGAGUCAUUCAGGGCUGCUGGGUCACCUGGGAUCAGAUUACAAUAUGAAGUAUUUGGUUUAUAAUCUGGCCUGCUUCUGCUCCAAAGUUGACUGCACAAUGCCCCGCUAUAAAUGGAACUCUGUGGCGUUAAUAGCCGUGUUGUUACUCCAGGGCAUCAUUACAAUCCUGCUGAUAAGUUCGAACAAAUGGUGGAAUCUGGUCCCAGAAAAGGUCAAUAUUUCGCACAAGCUACCGCUUCCCAAAGCCAAGGUGCAUGUGCUGCUGCUGUCGUCGUGGCGAUCAGGUUCCUCCUUCCUGGGACAGGUGUUCAGUCAGCACCCAAACGUGUUCUACCUUAUGGAGCCAGGAUGGCACGUGUGGUCGACGCUGAACUGGCCUGGGGCUCUGGCUCUGCAGGUUCCAGUGCGUGACCUCCUACGUAACGUAUUUCAGUGCGACUUGUCUUCGUUUGAGGCCUACACCCCUGCAAAGCGCAACGUCUCCCACCUCUUCAUGUGGAGCCAGAGCCGGGCCCUGUGCUCCCCACCAGCCUGUUCCCUCAAUCCACAUGGGCCCUUCCACAGUUCAACUGACUGUGCGCGCCAUUGUGACACAUUCGGAUUCAAGAGGGCCCAAGAGGCCUGCCGAAGUUACAGCCACGUGGCGCUCAAGGAGGUGCGUUUGUUUGACCUACAGCCAUUGUACCCGCUGCUUCAUGAUCCUACCUUAGAUCUCCGCAUCAUUCAUCUAGUGCGUGAUCCACGGGCUGUGGUCCAAUCCCGACUGCAGGCAGGGGCAUUUCUGCGGAGGGACGACACACUAGUCCUGGAGAUGGGCAAUGCCCGCUCCCCUGAUGCCAUCUUCCGCGUGGUGCAGGAGGUGUGUCGCGGCCAGGUGCGGAUCCACAAGAUGGCCUCGCUUCAACCGUACAGCAAUCGGUACCGCCUUGUGCGGUACGAGGAUAUGGUUCGCGACCCGCUGAAGGAAAUCGAGAAUCUGUACAAAUUCACCGGACUACAGAUGACUUCAUAUUUGAAGGACUGGAUCCACCACGUCACCCACGGCAAGAGCCAAAAGGGACCCAUCUUCCAAGUGAGCUCAAGGAACGCUGCCAUGGUGUCUGAGGCCUGGAGGGUCAAGCUGCCCUACAGCAAAGUGCGCCGCAUCCAGGAUGUGUGCAGUGCAGCCAUGUCCCUGCUUGGCUACCUGCCCGUGAGCAGUGAUACACAGCAGAGAGACCUUAAGAUGGACCUACUGAGUCCACGCAAACUUAAACACUCCAGUGACCCAGACUCUGGAAAUAAAUCACUGAACCAAAUUUGGUAGUAUUUUUAAUCUCAACUACUAAUUUUUGUUUCAAGGGCCAGUGUUCAGUGUUCUGACUCGAAUUCUAUAAAUAAAGUUGCUUCAAAAAUGAAUUGUUCAAGUGGCAUGGGCAGCAGAGGUAACAGGAAGCAGCAU
Molecule: messenger RNA, 2158 nt
Organism: Paramormyrops kingsleyae
Lineage: Eukaryota; Metazoa; Chordata; Actinopteri; Osteoglossiformes; Mormyridae
Product: carbohydrate sulfotransferase 6-like
Biological process (GO): N-acetylglucosamine metabolic process; sulfur compound metabolic process; carbohydrate metabolic process
Cellular component (GO): Golgi membrane
Molecular function (GO): N-acetylglucosamine 6-O-sulfotransferase activity
Source: RefSeq, a predicted model, not a curated record